ACUUCAGCAGUUUACGGUAGGGUCUCUUCCUUUUUACAGUCUCUGGUCUCUUCUCGUCGCUGACCGCGGUCCUGAUGUAUAAAGGCUUUACCCGCCUUGUCCACCGGGGGGAGUUUGUUGAAAUCGCACGUUGUCGCUGUGUUGCUGAGGAAGAGUACUAAAGGGAGCCAGUGUUUGCGUUAGCCUAUCUACAGCGAUGGGCGGUCUCUGAUUACAUCGCUCGAAGAUACACAGAUGAAGGUGAUGAGCGGUAUGGUUUAACGGAUGCGGAAGUUAACCUGCAUUUGAUGGAUUUUUGAUGUAACAGUCUUCGAGACAUUGCCCGUUACUCAGAGGACAUUGGAAAGAACACUGGCGGGGGGUGACACGUAUAAUCAGAGCUCUUUGUCCGCAGCAGCCUGAAUUACUGCGGGCGAGGGACGGAAUACAAUAAAGCUGUUUAUGUGAAUCCGCUCAGCCGGAAAACGUCGUACGACUGUGUAAUAUUUUCGGACGGACUAUUUCAUUUCCUGUUCUGAGGCUCUGGGGUAGAAACAUUUCGUAGGCUACCGGGUUCUUUGUUAAAUGUGUCAUUUUAGGUGGCACUCUAGAGGUCGUGCGCAAAUGCAAGAAAGAACUCUUGCUGUGUCUCCUAACGUUUCGAUUCCGAAAAAAUAAUCAGAUCAACCGAAGCGGUCUCCCGGGAUGCACACGAGGUAUGUUUAUUCCUCUGGUUUAUUUUCUGAGUUGACAAAAGCGUGAUGACGAAACGGGGAGCAAACCGGUGCCGCUGUUAAUCUGAUCCAUCUCCGAACAUUUUAUAACAACUCACCGGCGAGAGACGUUAAGGAGACGGCACAAUCCACCCACCGUGUUCUGAGGGUUGGGGUUUGAUUUAAUCGGCAGUAUAGUGUAGGCCUACAUAGCAGCACACUGUGUACAAACAUAUUCCUGCGGCACACGGCUCCGUCCCCCCGGGAGUUCGGAGCCACAGGACAGUGACGAAUUACACGGUCAGGCACAGCAAGGCCUCCCGUUAUAGCUGGGCUAUCUUACGGUAGAUGCUAUUAUCACUUCUCGUUUAUCUGAGUGAGCUCUGCAGAAAUCUCUCCAUGUUCAGUACCGACAGACUUACUGUCCCGGAAUAUGUCAGCCGCCUCCAGAACCGGAGGAGCGGCUCCGACCCUCGAGCGGUCUCGCCGGGCGUUAGCGCCGACGUCCAAGCGGCUCUGGAGACUCCCUUGCCGGCUCUCCGCUCGGCCAUUAAAACCCUGAAAUCCGCGAAAGACACUUCAGAUUUCGAUGAGACGCGGCGGGCCAUCGCGGAGAUCUUCCAGCUGGUGGAGGAGGCCUGGAUUUUGCCCGCGCUGGGACGACAGGUUGCCGAAGAGAUCUGCAACAGGAUCCGGCUGGACGGAGGGCUGGAGCUGCUGCUGCAGCUGCUGCAGACGCCGGCUGUGGAAAUCACAUACGAGUCCGCCAAGCUGCUGGAGCAGAUACUGGUGUCGGACAACAGGGACUACGUGGCCCGCAUGGGCCUGGGGGUGAUCCUGAACCUGACGCGGGCGCAGGACGACGCCCAGCUGGCGCGCAGCGUGUCGGGCAUCCUGGAGCACAUGUUCAAGCACACGGAGGAGACGUCGGCGCAGCUGAUCGGCAACGGCGCCCUGGACGCGCUGCUGUUCUGGUGCCGCGGCACGGACCCCACCGUGCUGCGGCACUGCGCCGUGGCGCUGGCCAACUGCGCCAUGCACGGCGGGCACCGCUGCCAGCGGCUGAUGGCGGAGAAGCGGGCGGCCGAGUGGCUCUUCCCGCUGGCCUUCUCCAAGGAGGACGAGCUGAUCCGCUUCCACGCCUGCCUGGCGGUGGCGGUGCUGGCCGCCAACCGGGAGCUGGAGCGCGAGGUGGUGCGCUCGGGCACGCUGGAGCUGGUGGAGCCCUUCAUCGCGUCGCUGGACCCGGACGAGUUCGCCCGGAGCCUGCUGGACCGCGCCGACAGCAUGCAGGGCCGCACCGCCGCCGACCUGCAGCAGCUGCUCCCCCUGCUGGACGGGGCGCGCGUGGAGGGCAAGUGCAUCGCCGCCUUCUACCUGUGCGUGGAGGCCAGCAUCAAGUCCCGGCAGCGCAACACCAGGAUAUUCCAGGAGAUCGGUGCGGUGCAGAGUCUGAAACGCAUCGUCAUGUACUCCAGUAACGGCACCACCUGUGCCCUGGCCAAGCGGGCGCUAAGCAUGAUGGGAGAAGAAGUCCCGCGCCGCAUCCUGCCCUCUGUGCCCAACUGGAAGCCCGGAGAGGUGCAGACCUGGCUGCAGCAGAUUGGCUUCAGCGCCUACAGCCAGCGCUUCCAGGAAAUGCAGGUGGAUGGGGACCUGCUCCUCAACAUCACCGACCAGGACCUGCGCACAGACCUGGGCAUAUCGGCUGGGCUCAUCCGUAAGAGGUUUCUGAGGGACCUGCGCGUGCUCAAGAUGUACGCCAACUACUCCACCUGCGACCCCAACAACCUGGCGGACUGGCUGGCGGGCGUGGACCCGCGCUUCCGCCAGUACACCUACGGGCUGGUGCAGGGCGGGGCGGAGCGGCGGAGCCUGGCGCAGCUGAGCGAGCAGCAGCUGCAGGCCGACUGCGGCGUGGACAACGGCCUCCACCGCGCCAAGAUCCUGGCGGCCGCGCGGGACCCCGCCCAGCCCUGCCUGACCGACGCCCACCUGCCCGCCGGCCCCGACGUCUUCAUCAGCUACCGCCGCACCACCGGCUCGCAGCUGGCCAGCCUGCUGAAGGUGCACCUGCAGGUUCGGGGCUACAGCGUGUUCAUCGACGUGGAGAAGCUGGAGGCGGGGAAGUUCCAGGAGAAGCUGAUCCAGAGCGUGCAGCGGGCGCGGAACUUCAUCCUGGUGCUGUCCGCCAACGCGCUCGACAAGUGCAUGGGCGACGAGGGCAUGAAGGACUGGGUGCACAAGGAGAUCGUCACCGCUCUGAACGAGAAGAAGAACGUCGUUCCCGUCACCGACAACUUCCAGUGGCCCGACCCCAGCUCUCUGCCUGCUGACAUGAGCGCCAUCCUCAACUUCAACGGCAUCAAGUGGUCUCACGAGUACCAGGAAGCUACCAUAGACAAGAUCCUGCGCUUCCUGAAGGGCGGCCCGAGCCAGGACCAGCUGGACCACGGGGACCGGGUCCUGAAGGGAGAGGCUCAGGGGGGGGUGCAGGCGGUGCCGCAGGGGGGAGCGCAGGGGGGGGCGCAGGUGGGGGUACAUGGAUGUCCCCAGCAGGGCUAGUGUGAAGGGGUGGGCGUGGCAGGCGGGGGUGGCACGGCGAGGCCUAGCAGAGCCGUCGUCUUACGUCAGCUUCUGUCUCCCCCGCCUCAGACCCACACUGAGCAUGCUCCCUGCCCCGGCCCCUGAUAGGCUGGCCUCUCCCCCCUCUCUGUGCCUCUGGCGGGGAUGUGGGGGUCACAGGUGAGAGAGUGUGGGGUCUCUCCUUCCCUGCCUGCUUCGAAACCCGGGUCAGGGCAGCGAGGGAGGGGGCUGCCUGUCUCUCAGGAAUCCAUUUUCCUGCCCCCCCCCACCCCACCCUACCCCAGCGGGGUCUCAUCGACCCUGUUUACAGCUCUCUUAUCGGCCGUGUCCCCUCGUUCAAAUUUCAUUUCUCAAUCUGAGCCGGCCCUCUGUUCGCUGGUGAGCUCUGGGCUCAUGUCAGCCGGUGUGUGUGUGUCUGUGUGUGGGACAGUGUUGUGGGGGUGUGUUAUCCUGUUGCAUGCUCCUUCAUAAAGCCUUGUUCAUUCCGGUGUGUCACGUGACACUGCGUUUUAUUUAGCCUACUAACCUGGUAUCCUAGCGACCAACAGGAAGUGGCACUAGUGGGAAGGAAGUGGUUGCACCUGGUUGGUGUGGUCCGACACACAUGAAGUGUUUGUGGACUACUCUCAGCACAUGCUUAAAUGUCAGUUCAAUUCACUGAAAAAAGCCGUCAAUCUUGCUGUCCAAAGCACCUCCCUCUUUUAUUUAUUAACAAAAUCACCCCUCUCUCCUCAGCUGUACUGAGAAUCAUAACUCCUCCUACUUCUGUCCUGUUAAAAACAUAGCUCCUCCAACAUUUAUAGGACUGAAGAAAGUUCCUCAAUUUGCCACAUUGUGUAUUCAGUAAUUGAAGGGUUUCAUUGUAUUGUAUAGUCAAAGAGCUUUAUAACCGUUUAAUUAUAGCUCCUUAAUUAUGGCAACUGUGCUUUGUUAACUGGCUGCACUGUGAUGCGUACGCUAGCACAGACCGUACGCUAACCACGGAAAUGGCACCACGAACACAGCUAUUAACCAAUGCAGUCCUCAGAGCCGUAUAUUUUGUAAUAUAGGUGCAGUCUCCUUACCUCCACACUAACUAACAGCAGUAUGCCGUAUAUCAGUGUACAGGAGUACGGUAAAAUGAUUUCUGGUGGUGUUGGCAGUAUUGGUUUAAUUCAGAUGGAAACUAUGGUUGUUCAGUUCCUCAUAGUCCCGGUUGGACUUCCCCCCUGUCGCCUUAAUAUGUGUAUGGUAAAUGUAAAAUAUGUAGAGGGUUUAUUGCAUUCUCAAAAGCAAUGCAGGACUUCAUAUACUGUAAAAUGCAAUAAAACGACUUUCCCUGGGAAUCUC
Molecule: messenger RNA, 4607 nt
Organism: Anguilla anguilla (European eel)
Lineage: Eukaryota; Metazoa; Chordata; Actinopteri; Anguilliformes; Anguillidae
Gene: sarm1
Product: sterile alpha and TIR motif containing 1
Exons: 8
Coding region: 1041-3257 (738 amino acids)
Biological process (GO): negative regulation of MyD88-independent toll-like receptor signaling pathway; signal transduction; response to axon injury
Cellular component (GO): dendrite
Molecular function (GO): signaling adaptor activity; protein binding; NAD+ nucleosidase activity
Source: RefSeq, a predicted model, not a curated record